Molecule: messenger RNA, 309 nt
Organism: Puccinia graminis f. sp. tritici CRL 75-36-700-3
Lineage: Eukaryota; Fungi; Basidiomycota; Pucciniomycetes; Pucciniales; Pucciniaceae
Exons: 4
Coding region: 1-309 (102 amino acids)
Source: RefSeq, a predicted model, not a curated record
AUGUCAGCAGGUACCUGGGUACCCGCCCUGGAGGGUGCGGGUGUUCAAAAUAUUGGAUUUUUGAGGCAGGUACCCGCACCCGCUACAGGUACCCAGAAAUUGCUUGGACAAGCUGGUGCAACUAGGGCUGGAACCCGGGGUUUUGGUCGGGUGGUCAAGCCCAUCCCGAGACCCGUAUCCGAAAUCACCCGGGUUAUCACCCGUAACCCGGUCUACAAUUCCACCAGCAACUCAGAGAGCCACCAGAAUGAAACGUGCAAGAAACUCCUCCCAGAAAAAACAGCAUCAGCAACUGGCAACAGGCUCUAG